Messenger RNA from Pecten maximus, 4348 nucleotides. RefSeq names its product gamma-1-syntrophin-like. Bases 108 to 1508 code for a protein of 466 amino acids. Lineage: Eukaryota; Metazoa; Mollusca; Bivalvia; Pectinida; Pectinidae. Gene Ontology annotation, molecular function: structural molecule activity; protein binding. Gene Ontology annotation, cellular component: intracellular anatomical structure; dystrophin-associated glycoprotein complex. The transcript has 14 exons. The record is from RefSeq and is a predicted model, not a curated record.
AAGAGUUCUUAUCAAUGGACGUCAAAAUCGGUGACAGACAUUCACUUCAACUUUUCUAUGUAGUUUAAUCAACGCCACGAAAUGCUAAAUGUGCUAAAAUAGCAAACAUGGAAGAGGUUAAAAGUGGCAUGGUGACAUUGAAUGAUGGGAAAACACGUCCACAACCAAUAAAAUUGCAACUUUCGAGUGACACACUGACGUUACUGAAGGAAGAGUUGGUUCCAGUUUAUCAGGAAGAAAAUGCAAAUGAACUAAUCAACAAGGUGAGGGAGGUUGUCAUCCAAAAGCAUGAAAAGUCAGGCCUGGGUAUUAGUUUGAAGGGUGGUGCUGAGAACCGACUCCCUGUGCUUGUCUCCAAGUUGGUGACUGGACAAGCUGCAGCCCUUACUGGAGGGCUAUAUGUAGGAGAUGCCAUUUUAAAGGUGAAUGGAGAACCAUGUGACAGAGCUACCCAUGACGAGGUCGUCAAUUUAUUAAAAUCAGCUGGGUCAGAGGUCACAUUGGUUGUAAAACACUUCAAACCUGCAGCCAUUUUUCUCAAUAAAGAUCAGCCGACAGGUAACAACAACAAUUCUCCAAUGGAAGAAGACUCCUCACAGUUCCCACGUCUAGAACGUCAGUGGUCAGUCUAUGUUUCCAUACCUCUCCUGUUUGCCUAUCUCACUCGUUACUGUCCUGGGACGGACAAACUCAGAGCAAAUGCAUUUGAAGUUGUCAGCGUUGAUGGAGCAUCGACUGGUGUGAUUCACUGUGAUGAUAGUCAUUCAUUGGCUGAUUGGAUAAGGGCAAUCACCAACAACAUCUCAUCUUUGUUAACACAGAUGAUCAAGAUGAGCAACAGGCUGCUGAUACCAGAGGAACAGAUCUUGUACAUGAGUUGGACCCAGGAGCGAGUGUCACCAGCCAGACAUUGGCAGGCAUGGAAACCCAAAUUUGUAGCAUUGAAGGGAGCAGACGUCUGUCUUUUUGAUAUGCCACCAAUGCAGACAAGAGACUGGGUACGAUGUGAUACAGUAUUCAAACUCUACGAGUGUAUGUUUAAAGUAUUAAAGGACUCGGAAUUGCUGGAUGACCGGCAGCACUCCUGUACCAUACAGACCGGGACAGGAGAGAAGUUUUACCUGAGUACAGACAGUCGCAGCGACUUGUUACACCUGGAGAAGGCCUGGUACAGGUGUAAUCACAACAGUAUUGUCAAACUCAAGAGUCGAACUUUUGGGUGUACAUGGCGUGGUCGCUUGUCAGGGUUAACUCUUGAUCUUGAAGCAGGAUUCUCCUUAUACGACAGUGAAACAAAGAGUUACAAGUGGGUCUAUAAGUUUUCAAGAUUAAAGGGAUCGUCUGAUGAUGGGAAGUCCAAACUUAAGUUACAUUUUAGUACAGAGACGUCUGGUGUUGAAGUUCGAGAAGUGGAAUGCACAAAUCUACAAACACUGCUGUUUUGUAUCCAUGCAUUCUUGUCUGCCAAACUUGCCUCCGUAGAUCCAGCCUUUCUCACCAACUACUGACCAGUUGAAUCUCAUACCAACUACUGACCAGUUGAAUUUAAUUCUUAUACCAACUACCGAGCAGUGGAAUCUCGAACCAACUACUGACCAGUUGAAUCUGAAUCUGGAACCAACUACUUACCAGUUGAAUCUGGAACCAUUUACUUACCAGUUGAAUCUCCAACCAACUACUGUCCAGUGGAAUCUCAAACUAACUACUGUCCGGUGGAAUUUUGAUCAAUUAAAAGAUCAAUUUAAGGGGAGAUAACACCAAACAUCACAAAUCAAGCUUUUCAAAUGAUGAUAUGGUAGAUAUUAGUAAAAGCAGAAAAUAUGACGUAUUUUAGCUUUAAUUUGGGAUAGAGAGGUGUUGUUGGAGAUCAUUGGUGAAGUUUUACCUGUAAAAUACAUGUUUUGGCAGUUUAAAGAUUUAGCAAAUUUUUUACCAAUAGUAGCUAUAUGUGACUUUCAAUGCUUGAAUGAGAAAUAUGUGAUUAGAUGACGGGAGAUAUAUAAUUGUUCCCCGAAGUAUAUCCUCUACAUCAUCUUUUCACCAACAAUUCGCCAAACACAAUUUUGUCUAGAAACACAUGGUUCUCACAGAUAUAUCGUGUUAUGUAACUGGCAAAAUUUCACCAAAAGUUGAGCAGUUUCCAUGAAAAGUCCUGGAAUUUAAUGAUAGAAAGUCCUUGAAAAGUCUUUGAAUUUUGAUCACUGUCUGUAUGAACCACGUAACAUUUUGUUUCCAAUUUGUGGUUUUAAACAAAAUCCAUUGACAUUGACAUCCAAAUUAUGGAUACUGAGUAUAGUUAAGCUUACAACCUUAGAAUGACAUAGUCUGUCUUUAUGUUGUUAAGACAGUUAUUUGAGGUUAUUGACUUUUCCUAUUCGUUGUUAUAUGUUAACGGUUGAAAAAUGUUGUUGGGGAGGGAUUUCGUAGGCAGUCCUGCUUCCUCCCAUUGUUUGUUAUGGUACAAUGUAGUUGAACAUUGAUAUUUGAAAGAGAACUUUGUUAUUUCAAUAUUAAUGCUUUCACAAUAGAAUUUUUCAGAAGAGAUUUUUUGAUAUUUCAGUGUUAAAUUCAUUAUCACAAUGGAAUCUUGAUAAUGUAGAGUAUUUGAACUUUACUUCCCCUAUAUAGGCGAUAAAAAGAAAUUUCUUGUGUAUACUUAAAAAAAAUUGUGACUUCAGUGAUGUUAUUGUGAUAUGGUCGAUAAUGUCUGUUGCUAUGACGAGUAGGCUACAAAAUGGCUGUGAUAAUAGAACUUGUUAGUGUGUCCUGUUUUACAACUAAUCAUAUUUUAAAGAUUCAAUUUCUUGUUUAUUUUUUUUGAAAAUUUCAUUUAGCAUAACAUGAAGAGUUUUACAUACAAAUUAGGUUUCAUACAUCAAACUUUUUAUUUAUUUAUAUUUCAUCUGAUCACCUGCAAUGUUUUGUUUUUACCUGGACAUGUUAGUAUACAUAAAUUACCUUCUACAAAGACAAUAUAGAUAAAACUGUAUAAGUACUUACCUAUAAAAGUCAUCUAGGUACCAUUGAUUAUAUAUGAUAUACCCGGUAGGCCAUAUUUUAUGUCCAACCAUUUCAUCAUAUAAUGUUUCCUUUGACUGUCUUUCCAUCAUAAUUCUUUUCUUCUCAUUAGCUCACUGGUAACGAAUAACCGUGAGCUAAUGCUGUACCCCCGGUGUUGGUGUCGGCGUCACACCCCACUAAGUUUUUAGGGUAAGUUUUUGGAAUCAUGCAGAAAUUUUAGUUUUUUUGGCACCAAAACCCACUUCAAAGAUUUUUGGGUAUGUUUUGGAAAGCUUGCAAGUCCACACCCUUCUUAUUUGGUUUAUACAUCCAUUAGAGGUUUAGUAAUGAUAUUAUGUGACGUGCAAUUUCAAAAUGACAUGCUUAAACAUACAAAAAAAUGAGUGUAUACUCUGAUUGCUACUGCCGGUUAGCUUCGUAAUCAUUGAUUGCACUUGUUUUACUUAUACAGAUAUAGAAUUGUUGUUUGGUAUGUAUACUGUAGUUGUUUGAUAAAUUAAUAAUAUACAGGUCAAGUUCAGAUUGGGUCAGUUUACUUUUUCUAGAGAAGUGACUUUUUAACUUAAAGAAUUUCAAUUAAAAUUUCACAAAAACAGUUUAGCAAAAAUCAAAGAGCCUUGCAUACCUCUAGUGGGAAUCUUUAAAAAAAAAUCAUAGAAAUAAUUAUACUAAUCUUCUCCUUGGUUACUGGUGGGGGUUACUUGGGGUUACUGGUGGGGGUUACUGGUGGGGGUUACUGGCGGAGACAUGUUUGUCACUCUGAUACCUGUAUACGUAGUUAAUCUUAUGUUAUGAGCAGGUGUGGAUCAUUUAUCAUCCUGGUAGCGGGAAAGAUUUGAAGAUCUGAUUCCAAAGGGAAUUAUUUUUCACAGGGAUUUGUUUUACUAAUGUUAUCCAAACAUGUCUUAUUUGAUCUUGUUACUAGCUAUAGGUUGUUUACAUUAGAAAAUACUCAAGAGUUCUUUUUUAUAACCAACAAUGAAUAAAAAAUACAAUAAAGUUGAUUGAAGUGUUUUAUAAAUACAAAUGGAUCAACGCUGAAUUUGUGAUGACCAUUGAUGUUAUACAUUGAGAUUUCAUACAGUGUUGACGAACAUGUACUUUAAAUCAACAAGUUAAUUACAAAGUCCAUCUCCAAACCUUUGACUUCUGUUAUAAAAAAAAAGCAGAAAUUGAAAUUACACAGAUUCGGUAGCAAAUCGUAAAUAAAAACCAGCAAAACUAAAAUUGUAUGGCAAUCCAUUGACUGAAUACUCUCUAGCUGGAAGGAACUUUUUAUUGUUUAUAAAUGCGUUUUAACAAAAUAAAGGGAAUUGUUUAUUCAUUC